AUGGAUAUUCUGAUAUACGGUGACCAGACUGUUGAUGUCUGCCCCUUCCUCGAUCAUCUUUUUAAGAAGAAGCGUACGCCUCUGUUACAAAACUUCCUCGAGAGAAGCAAAAUAGUGCUCCAAGAUGAAAUAUGCCGGCUCUCCCGAACCGAAAGAGUUGGCAUCCCUCAGUUUUCUAGUCUUAGAGGCCUAGUUGACGAAUAUCAACGACGAUGUCCACGAGUCGCCUCGCUCGAAAGUGCGUUGACGUGCCUAGCACAGUUAGCGCAUUUCAUCGGUUUAGCAGAAGAGAAUCCGCAAUACUACAUCAAAAAGGGCUCACACAUUGUGGGUGUUUGUAUAGGUCUACUGUCGGCAUCUGCCAUCGCCUGUUCCCAUUCUUUGGUACAUUUGAUACCUCUUGCUGUAGAAACCGUGAGAACUGCGUUUCGUCUUGGUUCUUGCGUAGGUCGUAUGGCCAGGCUCCAAGAACCCGUUGUACAUGAAUCAAAGAGCUGGACCUCUCUUGUCACAGGUGUGGACUUGCAGGCUGUAGCAUCGGCUAUUCAUGCUUUUAACAGAACGCAGGUUGAGCUUAAACAGCGUUUACAGAACGCAAACAAACUUUACGUGAGCGCUGUCGCUUCCAAUUCUACAGCUGUCAGCGGGCCACCCUCCGUCCACGGUAAUUUCUGGGAGCAAUUCAAGAAGACACAGUCCUUUAACCACAGAGAUCUGCCGAUUUACGGCCCUUAUCACGCACCUCAUCUCUUCACAAAUGUUGAAGACGUAUUAUCAGAGGAAACAUUGCUUCUACUGGAUAACUUCAACCAGAUUCGACCAGUCCUUGAGUUCACAUAUUCCACAAGUCGAGAAUUGUUUGAGCAUUCCAUUGGCCAGAUACUCCAAGAAAGUGUAGAUUGGAACACUCUCGUCAAGUCUUGCUCCAGCACGAUAAUUGAUAGUGCCUGCACUUCAUGUCGUGUUCUUGCGUUUGGUGCUGCUGCUACUGGGAAUGCGCUCUGUGCGUCUCUCAAAGGCAGCGUUGGUGAUAGGGUUAACCUUUCGUUGGAGGACGGCAGCUCUUGGUUGCAUGCGAAUCAUAUUGCGCCACAUCUCGCUUCAAAGCCCGCAGGUUGCAAUAUUGCCAUCGUAGGAAUGGCUGGCCGUUUUCCCAACUCCGCUGAUCACGAGGCAUAUUGGGAUCUGCUUUCUCAAGGUCUCGACGUGCAUCGAGUAAUUCCCCCGGACCGCUUUGAUGCCGCAGCUCAUACAGACCCCAGUGGAAACGGGCGGAACAAAUCACAUACUCCUUAUGGCUGUUUCAUUGAGGAUGCAGCUUUGUUCGACCCUCGAUUCUUCAGCAUGUCACCGCGAGAGGCUAAACAGACUGAUCCUAUGCAGCGUCUGGCGAUUGUCACGGCAUAUGAAGCUAUGGAAUCUGCUGGCUUCGUCAUGAAUCGUACACCGUCUACACAAGCCAAUCGUAUUGGAACCUUUUAUGGUCAGACAAGUGAUGACUGGCGUGAGAUAAAUGCCGCUGAGAAUAUAGAUACGUAUUUCAUUACUGGUGGCGUACGAGCAUUUGGACCAGGUCGUAUCAACUAUCACUUUGGGUUUAGCGGACCUAGUUUCAGCAUAGAUACAGCAUGUUCCAGUAGUUUCGCCGCAAUUCAGUUGGCUUGUACCUCGCUUCGAGCUGGCGAUUGCGACACUGUUUUUGCCGGGGGCAUGAAUAUUCUUACCAACCCAGACAUCUUCGCUGGCUUGUCCAAGGGUCAAUUUCUUUCUAAAACAGGGUCUUGUAAGACCUUUGAUAAUGAUGCUGAUGGCUAUUGCCGAGGAGAAGGUGUUGCGACUGUCAUCCUUAAAAGAAUAGAGGAUGCAAUUGCCGAUAAUGACCCUAUAUUAGGUGUCAUACGGGGCACAGCGACAAAUCACAGCGCAGAAGCUGUCUCGAUUACCCAUCCCCACGCAGGCGCCCAACAGUUUCUAUUUCAGAAUAUCAUGGACGAUCUAGCUGUUGACCCUCGACUGGUCGAUUAUGUCGAGAUGCACGGAACGGGAACGCAGGCAGGAGAUGGAAUUGAGAUCCAGUCUGUCACGGAUGUUUUCGCGCCUCGAGGUGCCCGUCGACGUGCAGCCAAUCAACCAUUAUUUAUCGGAUCGGCGAAAGCCAAUAUAGGACAUGGAGAAGCCGUUUCUGGUGUUUCCGCGCUCAUAAAGUCUUUGCUCAUGUUCCAGAAGAACCUCAUACCUCCCCAUUGCGGUAUUAAGGGGACACUGAACAGGACAUUCCCAGCAGACCUCAAAGAACGAGGUGUCAAUAUUGCCACGCGCUUGACUCCAUUUCCCGUGCCCCAGGAGACCAGGAAAAAACUGAUAUUUAUCAAUAACUUUAGCGCCGCUGGAGGAAAUUCUGCCAUGCUACUCGAAGACGCACCCGACAGAGUCAUUUCAGGCAAGGACAACCGACGUUUCAAUGUCGUGACGGUCUCUGCAAAAUCCUUGGCUUCAUUUCAAGGAAACCUUGCUCGACUCUUAUCUUGGGUCGAAGGGAAUACGGAAAUAGGUUUAUCAGACCUCGCAUACACAACUACGGCACGGAGGCAGCAUUUUAUUUACCGCAAGGCCUUUUCUAUCGACACGAUGUUGAACCUCCGACAGAGUCUACAAUCAUACAUGAAUUCGAAACAUAUCAUAUCACCAAUUCUCAAAACUUCUCCCAACGUUGUCUUCAUGUUUACUGGUCAGGGAGCCCAGUAUUCGACAAUGGGAAAGAGACUCUUUGAAGAAUCUGAGAGUUUCAGAAAGCAAUUGAUCCAUCUGGAUCAAAUCGUCUUAUCAGAGGGACUGCCUUCUUUUCUUGGGGCAAUUGAUGGAAGUUCUGAAGAUGCUUUGCAAAAGUCUCCUGUUGUUUCGCAGGUUGCCACUACCUGCCUUCAAAUUGCGUUAGUCGACCUGUGGAAGUCCUGGGGAGUCGUUCCCUCGGCAGUUGUUGGCCACUCACUGGGCGAAUAUGCAGCGCUAUAUGGAGCUGGAAUCCUAUCUCAGGUGGAUGCGGUACUUCUUGUCGCUAGGAGAGCCUAUCUUCUCGAAUCCUUGUGCACGAUGAACAGCCAUACUAUGCUUGCUGUUAAAGGGUUAAUGUCUAGUGACGAACUAUUAGACAUCACUAGUACUUCAGAAGUCGAAAUCGCAUGUAUCAAUUCUCCAAUUGAGACUGUACUUGCCGGACCAAGCGACGCUAUUGAGGAAGUUAGUACCAGACUAGCAGCAAAACGAUCGGAUUUGCAAGUGAUCAAGCUCAAAGUUCCCUUUGCUUUUCACUCUGCUCAGGUUGAACCUAUCCUGGAGGAGUUUGAAAAGCUUGCACAAUCGGUGGUCUUCCAUCCGCCACAAGUUCCAGUGCUUUCGCCAUGUCUCAGCACUACAAUUGACCGACCAAAUGUUGUCGAUGCAAGCUAUCUUCGCCGUCACUGCAGAAACACGGUCGACUUCAUUGGUGCCAUCAACACUGGUAUUGAUAGUGGUGUCGUGACUCGGGAUGACCUCUGGCUUGAGUUGGGACCGCACCCCGUUUGUUCAAACCUGGCUCGAAGCAUCCUUGGUGAUAUCACGGCAUUGCCAUCAUUACAUAAGAAAGAAGAUGCAUGGAAGACUGUGACAAGCUCCAUGUCUCGUCUGUACGAAUCUGGUGUUUCAAUUGCCUGGAAUGAAUUUCAUCAUUCGGUCGAGAAGGCCACUCGAGUGCUCAAACUUCCCUCAUAUGCUUUCGAUUCCAAGGUCUUUUGGCUGGAUUAUACCAACAAUUGGACACUUACCAAGGGAUCCAUUGACGAUAAUACCACCGGGACUCGAAAUAGUAGCCCCGCAUUUUCAACUUCUUCCAUACAUCGCAUUGUUGAAGAGAUUGUCGACGCUAAUAGCGCCGUCGUUACCGCUGAAGCAGAUUUGCAUGAUCCUCAUUUGAAGGCUAUAAUUACGGGUCACAAAGUCGGCGGCGCACCACUUUUCCCAUCUUCUAUCAAUGCAGAUAUGGCCUACACAUUGUCCAAGUAUGCCUUCGAACGUUUGCAUCCCGGAACUGAAGAAUUCGAUGUGAAUAUCUGUAACAUGCAGUCAUCUUCUCCGCUCAUCCUAGAUAUGACCAGAAAGUCACAGAUCCUCCAAAUCGAGGCGGAGAUUGUCGGCAACGAAAAACAAGCAAAGAUAACAUUCCAGUCAAAGCAAGACGGCAAACCUGUCACAAAGUACGCUGAAUGUGUCGUUUACUUUGAAGAUCCCAAAAUGUGGGCUGCAGAGUUCAAGCGCAGUGCGUAUCUAGUCAAUGCGCGGAUCAGGACAUUACAAGCCCCAAACGCUGGCAUACAUAAGAUCCAUCGAGGCAUGGCUUACAAACUUUUUUCAGCUCUGGUUGAUUAUUCAGACACAUUUCGUGGCAUGGAAGAAGUACGCCUCGACAGUGAGAAUCUCGAGGCCAUAGCGCGUAUCAAAUUUCGAACAAGUUCAAAAGAUGGGACCUUCUUGUUCAAUCCUUACUUCAUUGACAAUACUUGCCACAUCUCUGGUUUCAUCAUGAAUGCAACGGAUGCGGUGGAUUCGACGAACCAGGUUUACAUUUCUCAUGGAUGGGAAACUAUGCGAUUUGUUAGAAAACCAUCGAUUGACAAGGAGUAUUACUCUUAUGUCAAAAUGUCCUUCGUGAGUGAGCACAGUACAAUGGUGUCUGGCGACGUUUAUGUUCUUGAAGGAACGGAAAUCAUUGGCGUUUUCGGUGGUGUAAGAUUCCAGGGAGUGCCUCGCAAGCUCAUGCCAACCUUGUUAGGUCUUGAGAGUAAAAGUCCAUCAGUAAGCAACACAAUUAGCGAGAAGCCUUAUACCAAGAAUAUAUCAGCAAUGACAAAAAACCCAACGCCAAAAGUCAACAAACCACUCCAAGUGGCUUCUCAAGCCGCCGCCGGGGCUGAGCCUGGAGUACCCAUGCUGAGCAAGGCACUUGACAUUCUUGUCUCGGAAAUCGGAUGCUCCAUGUCUGAAUUGAAUGAUAACGUUGAGUUUGAAGAUCUAGGAGUGGAUUCUUUGAUGUCGUUGUCAAUAAGCUCACGUCUACGAGAAGAGCUUGACAUUGCUGUCGGAGGGACGCUGUUCAUCGAUUAUGGGUCCGUUGGUCAACUGAAGGCAUAUCUCUCCCAGUUCGAGGAAGCUACAGAUAACACAGGCUUUACCAAGAGCAACGUGUCAAGCUCCGUUUCCAGCUUUAUGACUCCCGAAGAUUCAGAGAGUGACAGCUCAGUUGGUUCUGACGAAGACGAUCCUAUCUAUGUCAUACGUUCCACAAUUGCCGAGGAGAUGGGUAUGGAUAUCCUGGAGAUUCAUGACUCUCUGGACUUGUCACAGAUAGGCAUGGACUCGCUCAUGAGCCUUUCCAUUCUGGGAACGCUCAGAGAAAAAACAGGCACUGUCUUCCCACCUGAUUUUUUGAUUGAAAAUACAACAAUCGAACAGAUUAAAAUCAGUCUUCACAUUAAUGAGCCCAAGAAGAAGCCCACCGGACCAUCAAGCAACGUUAUGAGAAUUGGUACAGAGGACCUAGAUCACGAGGUGCAAAAGCCCACUAGCAUCAAGAAGACAGAGACUUUUGACCUAUCAUCUUACCCUCCUGCUCAAGUAGUGCUGCUCUCCGGAAAUCUAAAGGCGGCCAAGCGGAAGCUAUUCGUGCUUCCUGAUGGCUCUGGAGCAGCAUUUUCCUAUGCCGCAAUUCCUCCUUUGGAUGAUGAGACAGUUGUUUAUGGCCUCAAUUGUCCUUUCAUGCGAACUCCUGAUGAAUUCACAAUCGGAGUCCCUGCCGUGACCAAGAUUUACAUCGACGCCAUCAAGACCAGACAGCCAGAGGGACCGUAUCUAUUGGCCGGUUGGUCUGCAGGUGGUGUCCUUGCAUAUGAAAUGACACGACAACUGAUCCAACGAGGCGAGAAGGUUGAAAAUCUCAUUCUCAUAGAUAGCCCCUAUCCUAUCAAACUAGAGGCACUUCCUCCCGUGUUCCACCAGUUUUGUAACGAGAUCGGCCUCCUGGGCGACGGAAAAUCUAAACCGCCAUCGUGGCUACUCCCUCAUUUCAGAGCCACUGUGCGAGAGCUUACCGCAUACUCUGAGAUCCUGGAGUCAACUGAGAUUGACACGAGUGACAUGCCUCCAACGACUUUGAUCUGGGCAAGGGAUGGUGUCGUCAAGAACCCUGGCGAUCCUAAACCAACAUGGGAGGAGGGAGUACGUAUGCCGAACAGCAUGGAAUGGCUAGUCAAGAAUCGCUACAAUCUUGGCGAUAAUGGGUGGAAAUUGUUGGUUGGAAAGGGAAAGACGAGAUGCGUUAGCAUGGAUGGAAACCAUUUUACCAUGAUGAGAGAUCCUUUGGCUGCUGAAGUGGGUAGAUUGGUAAAAGAAGCCUUAGAUUGGACAGAUUGA
Talaromyces marneffei is the source of this 6444-nucleotide messenger RNA. RefSeq lists its product as uncharacterized. The transcript has 6 exons. The record is from RefSeq and is a predicted model, not a curated record. NCBI's taxonomy places the organism in Eukaryota, Fungi, Ascomycota, Eurotiomycetes, Eurotiales, Trichocomaceae. Gene Ontology annotation, molecular function: 3-oxoacyl-[acyl-carrier-protein] synthase activity; phosphopantetheine binding; fatty acid synthase activity. Gene Ontology annotation, biological process: fatty acid biosynthetic process; secondary metabolite biosynthetic process. Bases 1 to 6444 code for a protein of 2147 amino acids.